Messenger RNA from Trichoderma virens Gv29-8, 513 nucleotides. RefSeq lists its product as uncharacterized. The annotation marks the transcript as partial. The transcript has a single exon. The record is from RefSeq and is a predicted model, not a curated record. Lineage: Eukaryota; Fungi; Ascomycota; Sordariomycetes; Hypocreales; Hypocreaceae. Gene Ontology annotation, biological process: proteolysis. Gene Ontology annotation, molecular function: serine-type endopeptidase activity.
GAGGCAUUUGAUCCAGAUCUCGACCCUGUCAUUAAGAAGGCUUAUGAGGCUGGUAAAAUUGUAAUCGCGGCAGCAGGAAAUGAGGGGAACAACAAGUCACGGGCAUACCCGGCUAGAGAUCCCACGGUCCUAUGCAUUCAUGCCUCGAAUGGCAAAGGGAAGGACGGAGGGAUAUCACCGAAUGCCUUACCUAAUGAAGACAACUUCAUGACCCUAGGGAUUGAUAUUCCCCUAAUUUGGAAACGUCAGAAAGUAGUCAAGUCCGGGACAUCUUUCUCAGCGGUGAUAGCGGCGGCAAUCGCGGCAAAUCUCCUCGCAAUUAUUCCGAGGUGUUGUUCGUUAGAUGAGGCAAAGCUAAAGUAUCUUCGUUCAAGUGAUGGGAUGCGGCGUAUAUUUCGCGUCUUAGCUGAGCUGGAUAACGGAUAUCAAUACAUUGCACCUUGGCAAUUAUGGAACCAGGAGAACACGGACGAGUAUAUUAAGGCAGUCCUUGAGAAGUGUCUAAGCAAAUAG